Molecule: messenger RNA, 3482 nt
Organism: Podarcis raffonei (Aeolian wall lizard)
Lineage: Eukaryota; Metazoa; Chordata; Lepidosauria; Squamata; Lacertidae
Product: probable G-protein coupled receptor 142
Exons: 3
Coding region: 1250-2248 (332 amino acids)
Biological process (GO): G protein-coupled receptor signaling pathway
Cellular component (GO): membrane
Molecular function (GO): G protein-coupled receptor activity
Source: RefSeq, a predicted model, not a curated record
UGAAGUUGGACAUUCAAAUGAGAUGGCUGUUGUCUGGAAGUACUAUCUAAGGCUUGGACAAUGCAGUAGUUACUUUGCUAACAAACUGAAGGGGGGUUCUAUUUGAAUAGGAAACAGCUAAGAGCAGCAGAUGUAUGCAAGUGAAGGAACCAAUGGGAAAAUCACAGGCUAAGGAAAAGAAAGUGGUGUGGGAGCUAGCUUUAAAGGGAACCUGAAUUUGCACUAUCCCUCCCACUCGGGUGCAGCUCUUUUCUCCUUAUAUACACACACACAGCACACUUGGUGGGCAUUUUAUGUAUUCAUUCAAAGCAUUUAUAGCCCAAAUGCUAUUUUGUAGAAAAACUUCCAGAGUGGCUUACAAGUAAACAGAAAUAACAUCUAUAUAUAAUCCUACUUUGAAUACUGUUAAAACUCUAUUAUUAUAAAGAUCAAAUUCAAGCUACACAUAACAUGGUUUGAGGUGAAACUGGUGACUUGUUCAAGAGAUUAUUGCACUUGCUGCUUCUCUUCACUGUGGUUUUGACUUCUACAACUCUUGCAUUUAUUAGGUCUUGUAUGAGUUUUUGCAACGGCACGGUUUCCUCACAUUUCCUUUUCUUGUAUUUGAUACACCUGUUUCAGUUCUCCUGCGACCUUUAUCUGAUUAUCACCUUAAUAGUGGGAGGCUUUCUGCUUGGUGCGUAGUUCUUCUAUAUUGGGAAGAUCGGUGUGUUUGGCUUUCCAAACAGAAGAACAUUUCAGGUGUUGGUGUCAAGUGGCAUUUUCUGAGUUAAAAUUUUCCUUCCUCGUGAGCCAUAAAACUGAAAUACAAAAAGCAAAUUCUGGUCAUAUGAAAGGCAAUCAAAGUUGCAAUAGCAAGAAACAUGUUAAAGAGUAAAAUCGGAGACAAGUGGGGCAAAUUUAAAACAAAAUAAGGCUAAAAUUCAAUCAUGAACCUAGAGCAGCAUCCAUCCUUAUUUUGCCUGCACUAGAGAAUUUACGCAUAUAUCCAUUACCUUAUUCUACCACUUUAGUUGAUCAUGUUUAAUUUUGUGCUCAUAAUCUUGUCUCUGUGCAUAUCCUCUCCUUUCAUAACUAACCUGAUAAUAAUUAACCUGAGAUUUGUAGGUGCUAAAUUAAAUUAAGUUACUGAUUAUUUAAACAGAUAGCAAUUAGGAAGAUAAACACAAGACAGUCCUGCCAUAAGGAAAUACUGGACUGUCUUUUAACACUAGCAGACAAGACAUUUGCUAGAGAACUGGAUUUCAGAAUGCCGUCAGAACACUGGAUGGUAACACUAAAUAAAGUGUUCUAUCCGCUUCUAGCAAUAAUCGGGAUCCCAUCAAAUAUUAUGACAUUGUUCAUCUUGUGGCGAAAGAACUGUCGUAUUGCCCCUUCCAGUCGGUACCACCUCAUGGCCAUGUCCUUCUCAGACACAGUGGUCCUUGUUCUUUUCGUCCUCCUUGAGAUGGUCACAGAAUAUUUCAGUGAAAGACCAUUCUGGUACAAUGACCCCUGGUGUACCCUGCGGGAUGUUUUCUGUUAUGGUGCUGUCAACACUUCUGUCUGGCUGGUGGUCUCCUUCACCAUUGAGCGCUUUAUCACUAUCACCACCUUCAGGCUAAAGAUGAGAAUCUGUUCUGCCAGGAACACACUGUAUGCUAUUGGUGUGAUCCAUUUCUGCAGCUACAUUGUGGCCAUCCCCCAUUACUGGUCAAACUAUUCGGCGGUGGAGAAUGCUACAGGACUUUCUAUCUGCAAGUAUAACCCUAAGCUCUCCAGAACAUAUGUUGAAGCGCUUGUGUGGUUUCAGACUUCUCUGCUCUAUAUUAUCCCAUACACCAUCAUCAUCACCUUGAACAGCCUCAUUCUAAGACAGAUAAUGCGCCAUAACAAAGUGCACUGUCUCUCUCGAGAGAUGUUGCAUAGAACCCCACCUAAAACCCACUUAGGGAAACCAAAAAAGAAGUCCGUUAUCCUCCUGGUGACCGUUUCAAUGACAUUUGCCUAUCUCUGUACCACAAGGUUUGUUACCCAAAUCAUCAUCAAGACCUGCUACUAUGACAUAGAAAGGAAAGAUUACUCCAAGACCAUAAACGUUGUGGCAGAUAUAGGGACCAUGCUGGAAAUGACCAACACUGCUGCCAAUAUGUAUCUCUAUGCCUGCACCCAAUCUGCCUUCCGAAGGGAGCUUAUCCGGUAUCUGAAGAUCAUCGUGCAUCCCUGGCAAGCAAAAAGAAAAACCCUACCUGUUGUUUUCCAGGCAUAGAACAACAUACCAUCCAACAGAGAUGUUCUGAUACAUCUAUUUUGCAGCUGAGUCAGGCCACCUGAGCUCUGCCUUCAGUGCUCUCGCAAGUGGGAAGAUGCAACUGGUUCCAUGUCCCAAUGGCUCACAGCUUCAGCCUACCUGGAUGCCUGAUUUUCAGUGACAGCAGCAAAGGCACCCAAAUGGAUGAGUUUCUCCCAUGAUUCUGAAACAAUUUGCUGGACCAUUACCAAUCCACUGAUACAUAUAUUUUCACACUGCCUCCCAUUAUUUAAACAGCCUCUGCACGUACACACACAAACACCACAAGUACCAGCACCGUCUGCUUCAUUUCAUCACCAACCUCCUACUCUUUCAGGCAGAGAGGUCUUUAUUUGUGAACCGCCCUGAGAUCUUUUGAUGAAUGGCGGUAUAUACGGUGAAUGUAAUAAAUAAUAACAUCAACAACAACAGUACCAUUGUUACAGUAAGUGCACUUUUAACAUUUGCGGGGGGCGGGGAGUGCUGGUACUGCAUACCCUUGCGUACCCCCAGAAAAGAAGCACUGAAUAAUAAUAACUAUAACUCUGCAUUCUGUGUAGCUGAAGCCCAGCCUAAAAUAGCAGCAGCCCACUGCCUGAAGUAGCGGAAGCCGAUGGUGCUGACUUUGCUUCUUGUAGAGAAAUCUGUUUCUUCCUCCCACACACUACUAAUAACCCUUACUUUUGCUCAAUAAUGUGUACCUUUCUGACCACAAUACAGAUCUAAACAGCACAGCCCUGACACUGGAAGCAGAAAUCAUGGAUUAAAUGGCCGCCUCUCUGCCCUUGUACUUGAUUCCUGUGAGAUUUAACACCCACAUGCUUUAUUAAUGCUGAACAAACAUACAGGGAAGCGGGGAGGGAAAUAUAUUUGUACUAUCAGUUCCCCAUACAUUUAAUUUCCUGUAAGACUGCCGUUCUUUCCUCUGUUGCCAAGAAUAUGCUUGCUGGGAAACACGAAGGAAAAGAUGGUUAUUGGCAUUGUGAAAGGAAGGAAGAAGGGGUGUUGGUAGAUACUUAAAAGAACCUGGCACAAUUUGUAAACAGGGAUGCGAACUUAGGCUUUCAGGGAGGGCAGGGGAUGACAGAUGCUGGUUCUCAUCCUGAACUAUGGGACAUGAACAGGAUUUUCUCCUCCCAGUACGUAUGUGGAUUGGGACCUCUGCAAAUUAAAGUGGUGAGUGGCUCAGUUCUCACUGGCACUAAGCUUUGCA